Messenger RNA from Salmo salar (Atlantic salmon), 740 nucleotides. NCBI's taxonomy places the organism in Eukaryota, Metazoa, Chordata, Actinopteri, Salmoniformes, Salmonidae. The record is from RefSeq and is a predicted model, not a curated record.
UCUGUACACUGAUUGGUUUGUAUGUUUGGCGGACUUCGUCUUCCUGGUAAAGUGAGUUGAGUGUGAGCUUUCCGACCGGUGACAGCUGCACAGCCUGGGGGACUUGAUCAGCACCAGUCAUCAUGUCUCAUAGCAACGGUACCAGUCACCAUGUCAGUCAGGACGUGUGGGAAUCUCACAACAAGAUGAUGCAGGAACCACUCCGCUCCAACGACCCUGAGGUGUUCUCCAUCAUCAAGCGAGAGAAGCAUCGUCAGACCUUUGGCCUGGAGCUGAUCGCAUCAGAGAACUUCACCUCCAGAGCCGUUCUGGAAGCCCUGGGGUCCUGUAUGAACAACAAGUACUCAGAGGGGUAUCCCGGACAGCGGUACUACGGGGGAACAGAACAUGUGGAUGAGUUGGAGCGUGUGUGUCAGAGGAGAGCUCUGGAGGUCUACGGACUGGAGGCUGACAGGUGGGGGGUCAAUGUCCAGCCCUACUCAGGUUCCCCUGCUAACUUCGCCGUGUACACGGCCAUCGUUGAGCCUCAUGGGAGGAUCAUGGGUCUGGACCUCCCUGAUGGAGGUCACCUGACGCACGGCUUCAUGACGGACAAGAAGAAGAUCUCUGCCACGUCCAUCUUCUUCGAGUCCAUGCCCUACAAGGUAAACAACAACAACACCAGGCUGUGUGAAGGCCUUGACCGGACGGUGUUGUUUCCCCUGACCUUUAACCCUCCUCCUACCCUCGUCAACACCUGA